CCACCUUGAGAAUCCGUUGAACAAACCAGCCACCUUCCAAAAUGAGUCUGAAGUCCGAUGAAGUUUUCGCCAAGAUCGCUAAGCGUCUAGCGGCCAUCGACCCUGCCAACCGUCAGGUGCAGCAUGUGUACAAGUUCAGAAUCACUCAGGGUGGCAAGGUUGUCAAGAACUGGGUUAUGGAUCUGAAGAACGUCAAGCUGGUCGAAGCCGACGAUGACGCCGAGGCCAUCCUGACCAUGGAUGAUGAGAUCAUGUUCCAAAUCGGAACCGGUGCCAUGCCAGCCAAGGAUGCCAUGGCCCAGGACAAGAUGGAAGUCGAUGGACAGGUUGAGCUGAUCUUCUUGUUGGAGCCGUUCAUUGCCUCGCUGAAGUAAA
Molecule: messenger RNA, 375 nt
Organism: Ochlerotatus camptorhynchus
Lineage: Eukaryota; Metazoa; Arthropoda; Insecta; Diptera; Culicidae
Exons: 2
Coding region: 42-374 (110 amino acids)
Cellular component (GO): cytosol
Source: RefSeq, a predicted model, not a curated record